AAUGAGGAAAGGCGUAAGAAUUUAAAAAUUCCCGCGACGGCUGUGAUUUGUUCUCGCGAGAUCUCGCUCUUCUCUCCCCCUACAUCCCCUCCUUUCUGCUGCCUGCCGGUGGCGAUCGUGGGUGGGGGGAGGAAGAGGAGGUUGCUGCGCAGACAGAUACCGAUCGAGCGCCGUAGCAGCAGCGGCUCGAGCAGGCCUGGCCUAGCCCAGCGAGCCCGCCAGGCUGCCUCCGUUUUUCGUUCAACCGCCGCGGCGUCAGCAGGGGAGAGAUGUUGCUGUUCUGAUCAAAUACUCAGCGACGGGACCGAAGCGGUGACACCCGCCUUGGCCGCAGGUACCAGUGAAUCAUGCGAGACCUAACAGCUCAUGUAACCAGCAGUCUGCUGCAGUUUCCAGAAGUGACAGUACAAGCACUUGGGGAAGAUGAGAUAACGAUAGACUGUGUACUUCAUGGGAAAUUCACUGGCGGACGAAGUGGACUGGCUUACCUUGCGUGUGGACCUCAACUUGAGAUAGUUAAUCCAGCUACUGGAGAACGACUGUCUGCAUAUCGUUUUAGUGGUGUGACUGAACAGCCUCCCACUGUCCUUGCAGUGAAAGAGUUUUCCUGGCAGAAAAGAACUGGAGUAUUAAUUGGCUUGGAAGAAACAGAAGGGAGUGUUCUGUGUUUGUACGACCUUGGAAUAUCAAGAGUGGUUAAAGCAGUAGUUCUUCCUGGAAGGGUUUCUGCUAUAGAACCCAUAAUUAACCAUGGAGGAGCCAGCUUGACAACACAACACUUGCAUCAAAGUCUUAGGUGGCUGUUUGGUGUGGCUGCUGUGGUUACGGAUAUUGGACAUGUUCUCCUGAUAGAUCUUUGUCUGGAUGACUUGUCAUGUAGCCAGAAUGAAAUUGAGGCUUCUGAUCUUGAAGUUAUCACUGGAACCCCUCCAGAAAUCCCACAAAUUAGGGAAGCUAUAACAAGGAAAGGUCGGCAUCUCUGUUUCCAGUUAUUGAACCCAUCAGGAACUGCUGUGACAACCCUCUCAUACAUACACAGAAGCAACCAGUUGGUUGUGGGUUUUUCUGAUGGAUAUCUCUCGUUGUGGAACAUGAAAACCUUGAAAAAAGAAUAUCACUCCCAGUUAGAAGGAGGUAGAAUUCCAGUUUACGCCGUUACUUUUCAAGAACCUGAAAAUGAUCCUCGCAAUUGUUGCUACUUGUGGGCUAUUCAGUCAACCCAAGAAAGUGAAGGAGAUAUUGUGAGUUUCCAUCUACUGCAGUUGGCCUUCAGUGACAGAAGGCGACUGGCUUCAGGACAAAUCAUGUAUGAGGGUUUGGAGUACUGUGAAGAAAGGUACAGUCUAGACCUAACAGGAGGAGUUUUCUCUUUGAGAGGGCAAACUAGCAACACCAAAUUAAUUGGUUGUCAAACUGUGGAAAAAUUUCGAAGCCAUGUUGACAGAGAAGAUGGUAUUAAUGAAGUCAUAUCACCUGACACAAGUGUAUCUGUAUUCAGCUGGCAAGUGAACACCUAUGGGCAAGGAAAACCUUCUACCUAUUUGGGUAUAUUUGACAUAAAUCGUUGGUAUCAUGCUCAAAUGCCAGAUUCAUUAAGGCCAGGGGAAUUUCUGCAUAAUUGUCCCUAUUUUGCAUUGUGGUCCCUGGAUGCUGUAGUGAGCAUUACUUCUCCACAUCGCAUCUUGGAUGUCUUGGUGCAUGAACGAAGCUUUAAUCGUGGUGUGCCUCCUUCAUAUCCUCCACCCGAACAGUUUUUUAACCCAAGCACAUACAACUUUGAUGCUACUUGCUUGCUGAACUCUGGAGUUAUUCAUUUGACUUGCACAGGGUUUCAAAAGGACACUUUGCAUUUCUUAAAAAAAUCUGGUUGUUGCUUAAAUGAAGCUAUUCCUGAUGGUUAUAAUAGAUGUCUUGUCGCUGGCUUGCUUUCUCCAAGAUUUAUUGAUGCACAGCCUUCAAGCCUGAGUCAGGAAGAGCAGUUUGAAGCUGUAUUAUCAGCUGCUAUCCAAACUAGUUCUUUGGGACUCCUCACUAGCUGCAUCAAACAGUGGACCUCUGAAGAGCAACCAGAUUCUGCCCCAAACUUGCAUUUUGUUCUUGACUGGACAUGGAAUAAAGUAGUUAAAACAAAAGAAGAAUUUGUUCGCCUAUGUGCCCCACUAUUUGAUGGAUCAUCUAACUUUACUGAUCCACAAACUCUACAAUCUCUGCAGCAUUGUGAAUUGCUUCUUAGCAACCUUAGCACAGUUUUGAACUGUUUUGUAAUGGAAGCACAAGAACUGACAGAAAAAGGCAUUACAGAUCUAACAAACAAACAGCUUGUAACUAGUCUCCUUUCACAGUAUGUGCAAGUGGUCAUAUGGUUCUGUCGAUCCAGCCUUCUUCCAGAAAGUUCAGUAGAUGAAGAUAUGGAAUUGUCAAGACCUUUCUAUAAUUACCAGCAAAUACAGCGCUUUUAUGCUAGCUGUCGUCAGAAACUAGAACACUUAUCAAGAGGCAAAUGGAACCCUGAUUGUUUGAUGAUUGAUGGAAUGAUUUCCCAGUUAGGCGAUCCUGUUGUGAAGCUGUGGCAGAGAGAUGAUGGAGGGACAGGGAAAUACCCUCCUCCUACAUUGCAUGCACUACUUGAUCUCUACUUAUUAGAAAAUAUUGACGAACUCUACAAGCAUGCAACUACAAUUUAUUUGCUAUUGGACAUCAUGCACUCUUGUCCAAACAGGAAUGAUACUUCAGUGGAUUCUUUCCCAACUGUCUUUGCAGUCCCUUUAGGUCUGGUUAACUUAAUUCAAGGUUUUUGGUGUUUGGAUCACAAUGACUUUGAAAAUUCUUUGACCUAUCUGUUCCAUCCAGCUACAAUUAAAUUGCACUGGCAACACAUGAGGAUAAUUCAAGCACUGAUGUGUCAGGGAGAGCACAGGCGAGCCCUCCGAUACAUACAAACAAUGAAGCCAUCAAUGAUGAGCAGCAGUGAAGUUGCACUUCAUCUUACUGUCUUGCUUUUUAACAGUUGUAUGGUGGAAGCAUGGAGUGUGUUACGACAGCAUUCUACCCGGCUAAAUGUGGAAGAGAUGCUCAAACAUGUAUAUGAAAUCUGUCAGGAGCUGGGACUGAUGGAAGAUUUGCUAAAACUACCAUUCACGGAAACUGAACAGGAGUGCCUAGAGAAGUUCUUGCACACAAGUACUGGUGUUAACAAUCAUGAGUUCCUCUUAGUUCACCACCUUCAGCGUGCCAACUAUAUUCCAGCUCUGCAGUUGAAUCAGUCAUUGAAGACUAACCUCAUGAAUGAUCCCCGUUGGAGAGAGAGAUCAGUUGCCAGAAAUUCUAUAUUAGACCAGUAUGGGAAAGUUCUGCCUAGGGUACAAAGGAAGUUAGCUAUAGAAAGAGCCAAGCCUUACCAUCUGUCAUCUUCACUAAGGCGAGAAAUUUUGAGACCAAAGCCAUUAUCUACUGUUGCAAAGCAAGCUGCCACAGGAAAUGUAGUUACCAAAGCAACUUUCAUCAAUAAUGUGCUAUCCAAAAUUGGAGAGGUGUGGGUAGGAAAUGAGCAGAAAAAUAAGUCAUUUCAAAGUGACAUCUCUGAAGAACAGCCACCUAGAAAAGAUCUUUGCAGUGACACAGAGCUUCCAGAUCCAUUUGUUGGAACACCAGUUAUUAAGUCUUCAAGGAAACAUUCCAGAUUGCUUGACCUGGUGGUCCAGCCUGUUUCUCUCGAUUCACCAGCCCCUGGAAACAGUCUGCAGCUGUCACCAAGAGUUUCUGCUUCCUGUGUGCUUUCCAGUCCAUUGCAUUCCAACCCUCGAUGCUCUAUAAGAACAUUACUGCAUAAGAACUUUACAAGAGCUCCAGAAUUAAAAUUACUGGAAACACCCCCUGUUGUCAAGAGAGCUAAAGCUUUGACAUCAACAUCUUCCUCUGGCUUCACUCCUCAGUCUAUUUUGAGAUCCAGUGUUCGCACUACUCCUUUAGUUACUCCAACUGCAUCUCCAGCAAGGUCUAUUACACCCCCUCUACGUGCAAAAGAAACAAAAAUAUCAUUUAUGGAAGAAAGUGAAGCUUCACAAUGGACUGCUGGGAUGACAGAUCAUAAAACAAAACACAGUGCAAUUUCAUCUGAAUAUAAUUAUAAUCUUGAAGCUCAAAUGGAAGAUACGUGGACUAAGAAUAGAAAAACUCCCUCCUUUUCGGCAUGCAGGCCUCAGGAAAACCAUGAAGAAAUGGACCUGUUACCGGAAUGUAUACCAAGUGAUCCUUUGGAUAAAACUGAAUCCUCCAAAGAAACCAAUAACACUUUUGCUAAAUCAGCUAAAACUUCUUUGCAGUAUCAUGGCACAAAACCAUCAGUUGACUUAGGCGAUGGCACCUUCAUAGCAUCUCAGCCAGCAAAUAAUUUCUCCGAAGAUAUUGUAGAUGUACCAGAGUCAAUUGAAAGAGAAGGCACUGAAAUAGUGGGAAAUGAUUCAUUACAAACGGAACAGCAAAGUUCUGAAGAUGUAGAACAAUCAGCUGGGUUCCCAGAGAAACAGGACAAGGAAUGUGGCUCAAUUCUCGAGGAUGAAGUAGUUGUGAUGGGUCAUUUAAAUGUUAUUCAGGACACUGUAGUCUCCUUAAUGCCAUCCGAUGAAAGUAAUGUCCUAGAAUCCAGUAUGCCACCAUUGAUUGAAGACAACGGUCAUCUUGCUGAAACGAGUCCCCAAGCCUUGGAGCCAGGAGGAACAGAUGUUGAAUCUGUCAUCAGUAUUCCUGAUAGUGAAGAUGUUGCCAGUAUUCAUUCCAAAAAUGAGCUUGAUGAGAGAGAAGCAGUAAAUGAAGAUAAAUCAGAAGAAGUGGUUGAAGAAGAUGUUAUAGUAGUCCUGCAAGAAAAAGUACCACCUAAUGUUGAAGAUGUAAAUCUUAUUGGAGAUGAAAAGCAUGAAGUACAAGUUUCAGAAGCUUUAGUGGAGGCCUUACCAUAUAAUGAACUGUAUCCCUCCAAUAGUCUCAAAUUUCAAUACAACUGUGACACUGUAGAGCAGCAGGUCACGGGUGAAUUACUUGGCAGAGAUACUGAUGAAACACCCUUUACUGAAGGAGAUGGAGAUCUUCUAUCUCCGAACAACUUCACCCUAAUACUAGAAGGGGAUGAUGAAGCAGAGAUGGGAGAAUCUACUGUGUUGCAGACUGUUCCUGAUAAAUCAGCUAGCCCAAAACCAGAGGGUGAGGGCCUGAAUAACAUUGGAAGUAAUAUCCAAGAAUUUCCUACAAAUUCAGCAUCCACAGUUACUAGUGAUCAGAAAGCACUGAAUACUGCUGAAAUAUUGCCAUAUGACCCACAACCUAUCAGGACAGCUGCUGCUGAAAAUCUGCUGGAUGUAAUCAGAGUCACAAAUAAUGAAUUUUCAGCUGAAGUAGUGGAACAAUCUCCUCAGGAAAAUAUAAGCAAGAAGACUCCUCUCCAAAAUAUCCUGGAAACAAAGGAAGAUAUAAAAUUAAGUCAUUUGGUGAUGUCUAGUACCAGCACAACAAAGCAUUCAACACAAAGUCCAAAGGUCACAAAAUCUGAUGAUCAGCCAAUGACGAAGAUUGAGAAACCAGAGCUAUCAGUACUGCCCACUCCACGGAGAAGUGCUAGACGAGCCAAAGAGACUUCAGAUAUUCCUGGAAGCCUUCACCUCAGUCCUAAAAGAAAACAUCAUGAUCAGCAAACACCUCAAGCUAUUGCUUUUCCAGUCAAAACAAAGGAGUGUGACUUAGAAAUAGCAGCAGAUGUUCAUCCUAUUGCACAGGAGUUUCAGGCAACCAUUACUACAAGGAAAGGGGUUAGAAAACCAAAACAGCUUGCCGUAGAACCUCAUGAGCAGCCACCUUCUGCUCGCAGGAGAGCUGCUAGAACUACAAGAAAUUUAGCAGGAGAUCAAGAAAGUAGUCAGCUCAUCAUUGACCAUACAAUACAAAUGACAGUCAAUCCUAAAAGUACAAGAAAACUAAAAACUAUUGCUUUGCAUCUUGCAGAAAAUGUAAUUUCAGGUCAGGAGGUAGAAUCCCAUGAACAGCAGGUGAGUGCAAAACCAAGAAGAGGAAGGUCAAGAAAACAUGGCAUACUGGAAGUAAUAGCUCCAUCAGAAACAGAGCCGGGAAAUUUAACAUUACGUACACCAGUUAGAAGGGGUAGAUCUAAAAAGUCCAGUCUACCAGAAACAAGUUCUGAACCACAGCUUCUUGCACAAACGGAACAGGAGAAAACACAAAGCACAAGUAUAUCAGAAACUGUUCCUGAUCGAGAGGCUGAGCUUCCUGAACAGCUGCCUGUGCAGCGUAAAAGAGGCAGACCGAGAAAGAAUCCUUUCGAUGUUUCAGCAAAUGCACUGUUAGAUUUGUCUUUGUCAUCUCCACCUCCUCCUACAGAUACAAAACCUUCUGUCACUACUAGAAGAAAUACUCGGAGUGGGGCAUCAAACUUGUCUACAAGUGCAGGAUGUUUACCUUCCCUAGAAAGCUCUGCAGUGAGCACCACAACGAAGAGAUCUAGAAGAAUUAGAUCUGCAGGUGAAGAAAAAACAAAUGCAGAAAAAUCUAAUAUUGAUGAACACUCGGUCCAGCCAAGGGAAGCAGUUAUUUCAGCUAGGAGUUCUGAAAAGAAGCAGUCGAAGAUAACAACAAUCAGAAAGAGGGGUCAACUACCAUCUCUCUCUGAAGAGGGUACAGAGGAGGAAGAGCUCUUGACACAAACAACUGAUAAUGUAGCUGAAUUGCAGUCCACAGACAUGGCCAAACUGAGGCUUGAUGAAACAAGGAGAACCUUGACAGAUAAAAGGACCAGAUACAGCAAGAAGAGUGUGAAACAGAGCCUCUACUUGGAUGUAAAUGAAGCCUUCUAUUUUUCUCCUCCUCUUACAAAGCUCACAGAAAAAACGAAAGGUGAACAAGCAGUGACGCCUGUGCAGCUCAAAGGUUUAGAUGCAAGUUUGACUUCUCAGUUUGUCUUUUCACCUCCUGUUUUGAGGUCCAGGAAGAAGCAAGCAUCCACUAUUUCAAGGAUUGUGGAAAAUUUGGAAUUACCAAUUAAGGAAGAAAAGGAUGUCAUUUCAAUAGAAACAUUAGAAAAGCAGAAAGUAAAAAGAAGCAGAGCUACAAGGUCAAAAGCAAGCAAAGUCCUAGGGAAAGAUGGUAGUUGGUCACCACCACCAAUGGAAAUUAAAUUCAUUUCUCCUUUCGGAACCCCAGUAGAUGGAGCAAAAGGCAAGCAGAAAGAAGCUGUGGACAAAGCAGAAAAAGUUGCUCAAAAGACUCUUCGUAGGAAAGAGAAAAGACUGUCUAGCUAUCCAAAGCCAGUUGUUCGGAAGAAGAUGCUAUAACUGUUUUUAAAACUGUGUAAUAUACACUAAUGUUUGUAAAAUCAUCAGAAUUGUGUGGAAUAUUAAGAAAAAUCAUCUAAUUUGGAAGAUAAUUUAUAUAAAUUAUUGUAAAAUUUCAGAAAGCUAAAGGUCUUCAAUAAGUAACUCCAUGUGGAGUGUGAUUUCUUCAGUCAAUGCAGUUUUUCUAUUUUAUAAGACACUUCAUACAUUUAUAUUAUAUGUAAAUACAUCUUAUUUUAGGAAUGUUAAAUAAAAUGUAUACUUAACAAUGAUUAUUGUCCACUAGAUUUUUGAGAGAAUAUUAGGGUGUGCGUGAUGCAAACAGCUCAAAGGGGAUUUUAAUGAUGACUUGCCACUGCUAAUGCCUCCCUUAAAGGAGACUAAUAGUCUUUUUUUAAACAAAAAACCCCAGUUUGAACUUGCAAUGUUUUUAAAAAUUAAAAUUUGGCAGUUUUAGGAUUCAUAGGAAAUGUUUUGAUCUUUUGGGAAUUGGUAAUAGUUACCCAUUACAAAUGAAACCUUCCUCUCCUUACUGAUGAACAUGUACUUUAUUGAAGUUGGAAUGUAAACAAUUGUAUUGAAGCUGUGCAAUAUUUUUUGUAUUUGUCUUAACUUGGGAAAGCUGCUCUUCAGUUUAUAAAACAAAAUCUCACCUCAA
This is a messenger RNA of Varanus komodoensis (Komodo dragon), 7992 nucleotides long. RefSeq names its product AT-hook containing transcription factor 1 (gene AHCTF1). The record is from RefSeq and is a predicted model, not a curated record. NCBI's taxonomy places the organism in Eukaryota, Metazoa, Chordata, Lepidosauria, Squamata, Varanidae. Bases 348 to 7334 code for a protein of 2328 amino acids. The transcript has 36 exons. Gene Ontology annotation, molecular function: protein binding.